CAAAAAAUACAUUUUUUUUUUCGCUUUUAACGAACGUAUAUUAUUUUUUGCAAUUAUUUAAGAAAAUAUAAAAAUUCAAGCUCUUUGCAUUAACACGAACGAUGAAUAAAGCAAAGGACGGUAUCCAACAGAGGAUGAGCCCAAUCCCUUCCUGCUCGGUGCGUUCGCCAGCCAACCGGGAGCGCCGUGCCGUGGUGGAAUUGUACGAGGGGCCACAGAUGAUGCCCGAUGAGGCGAUGCUGCCGAUGCCGCCGCACAAUAUGGCGCGCAGUCCUGGCCAUUUGCUGCAGGACACACAACAGUGGCUGGGUCGCUGGCAGAUCCUGUUGCGCCUACUGAAGCGUCGUAUCUGAGAGAUUCGUUUUGUUAUUGUCGGUUUUAACGUUAUGUUGUUGCGCUUUGCCCCAGUUGCGGUUCCUUUCUGAUAAAUCCCAUUUUGAUUCCAGUUUCUGAUUGUUUCAAAUGCAGCUUUGCAUUUGCGCUCGCGUUACAAAUUGAUCGAAAAGUGCCCUCCUGUAGGUAAUGCCCAGUUUUUGAAUGGUAUAUACUUAAUAAAGUUCUACAAGUGCA
Molecule: messenger RNA, 570 nt
Organism: Drosophila novamexicana
Lineage: Eukaryota; Metazoa; Arthropoda; Insecta; Diptera; Drosophilidae
Exons: 2
Coding region: 102-353 (83 amino acids)
Source: RefSeq, a predicted model, not a curated record